Symbiodinium sp. CCMP2456 is the source of this 3051-nucleotide messenger RNA. Lineage: Eukaryota; Dinophyceae; Suessiales; Symbiodiniaceae. The record is from the annotation of a GenBank genome assembly.
AUGAUGAUGCAAGCCGUGAGUUUUUUGACAAGAACGACUCUGGUGCAAGAGAGGACGACCCAUGGGUCUAUGGCAACGACCCAUGGCAAAGAGACUGGCAUGGACGCUACGAUGAUGGUGGCGGAAGCCGUUACCACAGAUGGAACGACGGCAGAGAUGACGGACAUCGCGUACAUGACCAUGGAGGAUUCCGAGGCGCUCCCUGGGCAGAUGGUCGAGACAAAGGGUUUAGAGGGCUCGAUUCAGGAGGCGUUCAGUGGGAUCCCAAGGCUGAUGGUAGAGAUUACGGACAUCACGUACAUGACCGUGGAGGAUUCCAAGGUGCUCCCUGGGCAGAUGGUCGAGACGGUAGCUUUAGGUUACAUGAUCAAGGGGAUCCUCAUCGCUGGAUUGACUCCUAUGUGGGAGGUUCGGAUUCCGGGUCUCGUUCUGAAGGGUGGCAAAGCUAUGGUGGGUGGCAACCAGACCAAGGGUCACAGUCUGGGUGGACUAACUGGAACUCCGAAGACAACGGCAAAGGACUCCGACGACUUGGGCAACUCCGCGAGGUCGUACCUCCGCCAGAUUGAGGAGCUCUCGGUUGCAAAGCUCAGUACCAAUGGCGGGCUGCAGUAUUUCACUAGCUGGGUUGCCGCGAGGUUCUUGGACUUGGAGGUGGCACGGAUUGGCCGGGCUUUCUCUGACUUCUUCAGGAAGCUCAGGAGGAAGCCGGGACAGACGAUCCGCGAGUACAACACGGAGUACGACCGGCUCCACGGGAGGUUGCGCGAGGUAGGCUGUUCUCUGCCGGAGGAGUGCGCGGCCUGGCUCUACUUAGAUCGGCUGCAGCUGGAGGAGGCACAAGAGUUGAAUCUGCUCGCCAGCGUAGGGAAUCGGUACAGCCUACAUCAUCUACAACACGCCGCCGUUCUUCACGACAGGGGCCAGAGAAAGCCCUGGGAGGCUGGCGGAGGCAAGCCGAGACGCCCGAACUUCGCCCACGUGACGGACCACGCGGGCGAGUCCGACGAGGAGGAGCUCUUUGACGGCGAGGAGGCGAUACCCGAGGACGUGGCCGAGGCGUACAUGACCUACCAGUCCGCCAAGGAGCGCUACAGGACCCAACAGAGGAGCCGUGGGACCACCAGCGGAGGACAAGGCGACGGCGGAGAAAGGGCACCGAAGGGCGACGGGCAAUCUGGAGACCGCAAGGCUGGAGAUGGAGGACGUGACGGUGAUCGCGAGGCCAAGCUCAAAGCGAUGAAAGCCCGGAGCUUUUGCGGAGGCUGCGGAAGACGCGGUCACUGGCAUCGCGACGAUGCCUGUCCUUUGAACCGCGGCGGAGACAAGGGCAAAGCGGAUCAGAGCGCGAGCGUUGCCAUGACUACGGUGCUGCCGGCGGACGUCUACGCCUUGAAACACCUGCCCAGCCGAUUGCUGGGGGUCGCCGACACGGCUUGCGCGAGGACAGUGGCCGGUACGCAGUGGCUGCAGUCCUACACGGACCUCCUCAACGAGCUCGGGGAGAAGCCAGUCCUGCAGAAAGAGUGCGAGGCCUACCGGUUCGGGGCGGGGAAAGUGCACUACUCUUCGUUCUAUGUUGUUGUGGCUUUUCGACUCGGCAACUACAACAUCCAAGUGCGCACAUCCAUCAUCACCGGGGAUCUGCCAUUGCUGCUCAGCAAAACAGUCCUUGGAAAGCUAGGUAUGGUGUACGAUGUACAGAAUGGCAGGGCUGACUUCAAGGCCAUCGACCUCAAGGACUACGAGCUGACUACCACUACUUCGGGGCACCCAGCCCUACCGAUCGUUCCUGUCAGUGCUUUGUCUGGCGAAAAGUCAGACUUACAGAUCGAGGACCUCAGACUGCAGACCGCUGAGCAAUACACGUCCGUUUUUGCAGUAGCUCACCAAGGCCCUCAAGCCCCGAAGUAUACCGGUAUCUUCUACGAGAAGAAACUCGACCCGAGCACCCGCACCAUGUUGAGUCAGGAUGUUCUGCAGCGAGAUGUCUUUGUUGCAUGGUGGGAACAGGCAAACAACGAUCGGGACUUUUGGGUUGAGACUCCGGAUACAUGGGUGAGGGUACACGUGGUCAAAUUGCCCAACCUUCUCAACCGCUGCUGUGGGUUGGAAGGACUGUCUUCUACAAGGUAUCAGCCCCAGGCCCACACGAUCGCGCUCCCGACCACGGGCAUGGACUCCGAGCAAUGCCAGGCGCGACCAGUGCCGGUGAGUCGCAUGACAAAGCCCCAGUUGCUCUCGGAAGCAGUGCGCGUGGGAGCAACGGUGCACCACUCAUGGUCAGUGGUGGAACUUCGGGCCACGAUUCGCGACCACAUGGACACCUACCACGAGAAGACCGCAGCGCAGAAGAUGCAAGGAUUGAGUUCCAUGAAGCGCGAAGAGCUUGUGGCCAAGGCGAAGGAGAUGGGUGUGAUGGUCCCCGACCGCAUCACCAAAGGGAACCUGUUGAGGAUGAUACGGACUACGGUGUCCACGACGGGCGACACAGUGAUGACCAUCGGGCGGUGGAAGGGCUCACUCUACAGGGAGAUUCCCCGCGACUACGCCCGGUGGGCCCUCGAGGAGACCACCCGGACGAGCAAUUCGUCACCAGAGCUCGCGAUGUUUGCGAGAUGGUGGGAGACGCAGCAGAUGGACAAGGCCAACAAGACCGAGAUCCCCGAGGAGGAGAGCGACUACGAGAACUCGGCGAGCGGCUACCGCCGCCCAACGUCAUCGAGGGGGUCUGCAAGCGAGAACCCGGCGAACAUCCACCGCACUUCAACGCCAUCGAGGGGGUCUGCGAGCGAGAACCCAGCGAACAUCCGCGGCACUUCAACGCCAUCGAGGGGGUCAUGGGACAAGGUGAGCAUCAUGGACGUCCAGAGCAACGUGAAUUACACAGGCAAAGGGAACACCAAGGCCACGCCCAAGCGCAACAGUGCCGAGACGGUCGAGACAGGGAUCAUGGACUCACAGCCAGACCCAGAGACGCUGGCGGAGAUACAAGCGCUCGAGACGAAGCUCGCAAUCCUGAAGGACAAGGCGAGGAGCUCCCGGCCAUGA